Dryobates pubescens (Downy woodpecker) is the source of this 1499-nucleotide messenger RNA. It is a transcript of the gene ALG1, whose product is annotated as ALG1 chitobiosyldiphosphodolichol beta-mannosyltransferase. Gene Ontology annotation, cellular component: endoplasmic reticulum. The record is from RefSeq and is a predicted model, not a curated record. The transcript is spliced from 13 exons. Gene Ontology annotation, molecular function: mannosyltransferase activity. Lineage: Eukaryota; Metazoa; Chordata; Aves; Piciformes; Picidae. The coding region runs from base 1 to 1398 and encodes 465 amino acids.
AUGGCGGCGGUCGGCGCGGCGCUGGCGCUGGCGCUGGCGGCGGCGGCGGCGCUGGCGGCGGCGCUGUGGCGGCGGCGGGCGGCGGCGGGCGGCGCGGGGCGGGUGUGCGUGGUCGUGCUGGGAGACCUGGGCCGCAGCCCGCGGAUGCAGUACCACGCGCUCUCGCUGGCCCGGCACGGGCGGGCCGUGGCGCUGCUGGGCUACCUCCAGAGCAGGCCGCACGGCGAUGUGCUGCGGAACGGCAGGAUACGGCUGGUGCCGCUGUCUGACCUGCGGGCGCUCAGAGUGGGCCCAAAGCUGCUCCAGUACGUCCUGCGUGUGGCUGUCCAGGCGGUGCAGCUGCUGUGCGCCCUGCUGAGGCUGGAGCGGCCGUCCUGUGUGCUCCUGCAGAACCCUCCAGGCCUGCCUGGCAUUGCUGUAGCCUGGGCAGCCUGUCUCUUCUGGAGAAGCAAACUGAUCAUUGAUUGGCACAACUAUGGCUUCACCCUGCUGAGUCUGACUCAUGGAAGAAACCACCCCCUGGUGCAAGCUGCCAAAUGGUGUGAGAGGCUGUGUGGCCGUCUGUCUGACCACAACCUGUGUGUCACCCAGGCCAUGAGAGAGGACCUGUGGCUCAACUGCAGCAUCAGGGCAGUGACUCUCUAUGACAAGCCAGCUGCUCAUUUCAAGGAAACCCCUUUAGCUCUGCAGCAUCAUUUGUUCCUCAAGCUUGCCAAGGACCAUGAGCCUUUCAGAGCAGUACAGAGGCUGUCAGUUGGGAGUGGCCAGAGCUCUGCUUUCACAGAAGUGGAUGAGCAGAGUGGAGAGGUGAGGAAGGCCAGCGGCCGCCCAGCGCUCCUCGUCAGCAGCACCAGCUGGACAGAGGAUGAAGACUUUUCAGUCCUUUUGGAAGCUUUGGAAGGUUAUGAACAUUCCAUCAGGGAGGGAGCCAAGCUUCCAUCUCUGGUCUGUGUGAUAACAGGGAAAGGACCUCUCAAGGACUACUACAAUGGCCUGAUACAUCAGCUGCACUUCAAACACAUCCAGAUCUGCACACCCUGGCUGGAAGCUGAGGAUUACCCCCUGCUGCUUGGCUCAGCAGACCUUGGAGUGUGUCUGCACACAUCAUCCAGUGGGUUGGAUUUGCCCAUGAAGGUGGUGGACAUGUUUGGCUGCUGCUUACCUGUCUGUGCAAUCCAUUUUGCAUGCUUGCCUGAACUUGUGAAGCACGAGGAGAAUGGGCUGGUAUUUAAGGACUCAGCUGAGCUUGCAGAACAACUCAAGAUGCUGUUCUUUGGUUUCCCCUCCCUGGAAGGCAAACUUCACAGCUUCAGAGAGAACCUCCGGGCCUCCAAGCAGCCAGGCUGGGAGGAGAGCUGGGACCAGACUGUGCUUCCCCUGCUGGAGCACAGAGAGUGACCCUGGAGGGGCAGGGGGAAGAGGGUGACAGAGAAGCUGAAGCAUUCCUGGGGCUGCCCAGAUGUGGUGAAUGGUGGAAUAAACACUUUGUGUGGGCUGGA